This is a messenger RNA of Balearica regulorum gibbericeps (East African grey crowned-crane), 583 nucleotides long. The record is from RefSeq and is a predicted model, not a curated record. NCBI's taxonomy places the organism in Eukaryota, Metazoa, Chordata, Aves, Gruiformes, Gruidae.
AUGACCUCAGAUAGAGAUAGGUUGCCAUUAACUCUCUUGGCAAUGUCUAUGAUUUUAUCUGCGUCUGUGGUCCGUGUGAGGGAUGGACUCCCACUGUCUGCAUCUACUGAUUAUGACCAGAGCACGGGAAUGCAAGAAUGUAGAAAAUAUUUUAAAAUGCUCUCAAAAAAACUUUCUCAGCUUCCUGACAGAUGUACUCUCAAAACUGGGCAGUAUAAUAUAAACUUUAUAAGUUCUCUGGGAGUAAGCUAUAUGAUGUUGUGCACUGAAAAUUAUCCCAGUGUUCUGGCUUUCUGCUUCCUGGAUGAGCUUCAGAAAGAGUUCAUCACUACCUACAAUAUGAUGAAGACAAAUACUGCUGUCAGACCGUACUGUUUUAUAGAGUUUGAUAAUUUCAUUCAGAGGACCAAACAGAGAUAUAACAACACACGUUCUUUGUCAACAAAGAUGAAUCUUGCUGACAUGCAGACGGAAAUCAAACUGAGACCACCUUAUCAAAUUUCUCUGUCAGAACUUGGUUCGGCUAAUGGGUUUGCACAUUUAUCUGUGGCAGAAUAUAAGGGUACUGGUAAGAUAUCUGCAG